AAGGUUAUUAGCGGACUGCAGGAGGGGAGGAAGGAGCAGGAGACGGGAGCCGAGGGUGCAGAAGCGGACAGGCUGCGGAGCGGGGAGAGCGUGUGGCUCGGCCCGUCGGGUUGCGGACAGACAUGAAGCCGUGGAAAGGCUGCUGCUGGCUGCUGCUGGCGCUGCUGGCGCUGGGGCUGCUGGUGACCAUCGGCGUGCUGGCGUACCUGGUUGGGAGACGGUGCUGCCCGCCGCAAGCCCCCUACUCGCAGGCUGCCGUGGCCGCCGAUUCCCGACUGUGCUCGCAGGUCGGCAGGGACAUCCUGCGGAAAGGAGGGUCUGCUGUGGAUGCAGCGAUCGCGACUCUGCUCUGUAGUUCCCUGGUCCACCCUCAGAGUCUGGGCAUCGGUGGAGGAUCCAUCUACACCAUUUAUGACGCAGCAAAAGGGCGCGUGGUAGUUAUCAAUGCAAGAGAGGCUGCUCCGAAGAAUAUGCACCCAGCCCUAUUUGAUCAAUGUAACGGUGGACUCCAGAAAGGGGCUCAGUGGAUUGGUGUGCCAGGAGAAAUAGAGGGUUACUGGCAGGCCCACCAGCUCCUUGGGAGACUGCCCUGGCAUUCCCUGUUUGAACCAUCGAUACAGCUUGCAAAGAAAGGAUUCGCAUUCCCGGAAUACUUAAGGAGUUUUAUCAGACAUCCAAAGCUGCAAAUCAGCAAAUCUUCUGUUGGUAAUUUGUUUUAUAAGAGUGAUGGGAGGCUUCGUGACAAUGUGCAGUACUCUGAGCUUGCUAAAACACUGGAGACCAUUGCAUCGAAAGGUCCUAAGGUUUUCUAUGAAGGAGAGAUCACACGGAACCUUCUCAAAGACAUUGAGGAAGCCUCUUCUGCAGCAAAUAACGGCAAAAGCAGCUUAACCGAGGAAGAUUUCAAAGAGUACAAAGCGGAUUUGUUGCAACCACUGACCGUGUCACUGGCGAACUACACAAUGUAUACCCCACCUUUUCCCUCCAGGGGAGGCAUUCUCAGCUUCAUUCUCAAGAUAUUGGAAGGAUAUAAUUUUACCAGGAAGUCCCUGGAGGGAGAGGGGAGGAUGCUGACUUACCAUCGUAUCAUCGAGGCCUUGAAAUUUGGAGUCGGACAAAUGGAUACGAUGGACCCUCACAAGAUGCAGCUGUUGCUGACCAAAGGGGUCAUCGCAAGAACCCGCCAUCUCAUCCACAACCAAACCAAUGACCCAGCAUAUUACAAAAAUCGCCUUCUCGUGUCGGAGUCGUACGGUACCAGUCACUUGUCGGUCGUGGACAAGGAAGGGAAUGCUGUCUCUGUCACCAGUAGCAUCAAUCAUAUAUUUGGCUCCAUGGUCUAUUCUAAGAGUACUGGCAUCAUCCUAAACAAUCAACUGGCCGACUUCUGUGACAGUUAUAGAGGAAACGGUGCUGUUCCAGACCAGCGGCAUCCCCCGUCCUCCAUGACUCCCACGAUACUGCUGUCGAAGGACAAAAGCUCCAUGCUGCUGGUCGGGGCAGCUGGAGGCAAGAAGAUCAUCAGUGCCACUGCUCAGGUUAUUAUGAAUAAAUUAUGGUUUGGGCUGAGCCUUGAAGACGCAAUCAAUAAGCCGAGGAUUCAUGUGAAGACUAACAAUUCUCUGCUGUUUGAAACCAAUUCUGAUCCGGAUGUGGUGGAGGCCAUGGCGCAGAGGGGACACCAGAUGAUACAGACGGAAUCAGAGCUGGAUAAGUUGCCAUCUGUUGUCCAGGGAAUAUUUCAUGAUCACAGCUGCAUGGAGGCUGUGUCAGACCCCAGGAAGCUUGGAAAAGCAGCUGGAGACUAGUCUGGAGAUCUGGCCGGGAAGGGACAGAGCAGGGGCUUCUGCCCGGAUCAGCCUGACCCCUCCCACUGGCCUGAAAUCCAGACCCUAACAAUCGAACUGUGACUGGUCUCAGAGGCAGCAGCGCUGUGGAUACUGCUGUGCAGUACCCGUCCUCAACAGAAAGUAACAUGCAACCAGAGCAGGACUUUGGGGAAUGGGGAAGGAUUGUCAACAUUUCAGAUCAGGAGUUCCCCAAUAUGGUGCACACGUGUCGUAGCAGGGCUGAGGACGAGGUUGAGGGGACUUUGUACCUAGCUGCCGGAUGGGGAAACACCCAUCUGCUCAGCUCUGACCCCUCACCACCACUGCCCUCCGAUUAUCCAUGUGCUCCUUCCCCUCCCCGCACCGACCUUUCACAUAGUCUCCUCCAGUGCCCGAGCUCCUGCACAGGGGAGCAGGUGUGUUGCAUCCACCUUGCAGAAUUCCCAGUUCACUUGGGAUGAGAUAAACAGACGCUGGAACUGUGACUGGGACCUGUAGCUCAUUCCGCAGACCAAAGCCCCAGGACCACCCACCGCCCUCCAGUACGGCCCAAGGGAAUGUCUACAUAUCCAGUGAUAUCUCUCAACCUUUACAAAUCAUAUGCCAUACUGUGCCCACUAUUUAUCAGCCAUAGAUAACUGCAGCACCAAAUAGACAAUAGGUGCAGAAGUAGACCAUUCGGCCCAUCCAGUCCAUGCUGAGCUAUUGAAUCUGCCUAGUCCUAUCAUUCUGCACCCGGACCAUACCCUUACCAUCCAUCAGCCUAUCCAAACCUCUCUUAAACAUUGAAAUCCAGCUCAUAUGCUCUACUUGUUCUGGCAUCUCGUUCCACACUUCUUGACUCUUGAGUGAAGAAGUUUCCCCUCAUCUUCUCCUUAAACUUUUCACCUUUAGCCCUUAACCCAUGACCUCUGGUCGUAGUCCCUCCCAAUCUGAGUGGAAAGGCCUGCUUGCAUUCACCCUAUCUAUAUCUCUCAUAAUCUCCCCUUAAUCUUCUACAUUCCGGGGAGUGAAGUUCUAACCUAUUCAGUCUUUCCUUAUAACUCAGGUCCAAUAGUCCCAGCAACAUCCUGGUAGAUUUUCUCAUUUCUCUUUCAGCCUCAUUUACAGCUUUCCUGCAGGCAGGUGACCAAAACUGCACACAACACUCCAAAUUAGGUCUCACCGAUGUUUUAUACAACUUCAACAUAACAUCCCAUCUCCUGUGCCAAUGUGCCAAAUGCUUUCUUUACAAUCCUGUCUACCUCUGAUGCCGUUUUCAAUGCAUUCUGGGCCCGUUUUCCCAGAUUCCUCUGCUCUGCCGCCCUCCUCAGUGUCCCACUGUUCACUGUGUGAGACCUACCCUGACUGGUCCGACCGAAGUGUGACAUCUCACGCUUGUCUACCUUAAAUUCCAUCUGACACUUCUCAGCCCAUUCUUCCAGCUGAUUCAGAUCCCUUGGCAAGCCGCGAUGGCCUCCCUCCCCGUCCACUACUCCUCCCAUCUUGGUCUUACCUGCUAAUUUGCUGAUCCGGCUUACCACAUUCUCAUCCAGAUGACAAUCACUAACCGACCCAGCCACAUUCCCUAUGGCACUCCACUAGUCGCAGGCCUCCAGUCAGAGAGGCAACGGUCCACUACCACUCUCUGGCUUCUCCCACAAAGCCAACGUCCAACCCCAUUUGCUACCUCAUUCUGAACCCCGAGCGACUGAACAUCCUGGACUGCCUCCCAUACGGGAGAGACCCUGUCAAAGGCCUUACUAAAGUCCAUGUAGACGACAUCCACUGCCUUGCCCUCAUCAACUUUCCUGGCAACUUGCUUGAAAAACUCUGUAUAAGAUUGGUUAGGCGUGACCUACCACGCACUAAUGAGUCCCCUAUCUUCUCCCCGCUUUCCUUCAGUGUUGCAGAGGCAGACUCUGUGCCAGGGACCUGACUACUGUGAUUUUCCUCUAUUAGGUCACCGUCCUCCCCCCCCCCCCCACCACGAACAGGAUCCAAAGUGAUAUGCCUGAUGUUGAGGGGGAUGCACCCCUUCCUCCUUCCCGGCUGUCCUCCGGCCUCCCUUGUCCUGCACCUUGGGUGUAACAGCCCCUCUAUCUACCCUGUCUGAAGGUCUGCGAUCACACCGGGUGAGUGUGUGCGGUGGGUAAUCUGUGUCCAGGAAUGGAGUGCCAGCUCCCACUUCAACUCGCCGUAGUGGAGGAGUGCGACCAGCUGUUCUCGGCUUUUACAAAGGGUGCUGCUCACCCCUCAGUGGUCCUGUCGGUCAGGUUUACUGCUUCAGUGCCAGUGCUGUGUGCUUUGCCCGGGAUGGGGUGCUUGCUGACAAGCAGACGCAUCGUUGAGAGUGAUGGGUGGGCACAGCGCUGACGGGCCCUGGUUCACCUUGGGCACCUGCGGGAGACGACUGCUCAGGCAGCACCUCACCCGUGAGAAGAGCCUGUGGCCCUGCAGAGCUCCCUCUGCGGGGGGCUCCACCGGAACACGGGCUGAUGGUGGUGCUGCCCGCCGGAAGAGCGGGGGCGACUCAGUGAGGACUGCGCGAUACCGUCAUCCCAUCAACUCUUCCGGUGUUCAGUGGGUGGUCCCCACCUCCUUGCCGAGGAGGGAGCAAGGAUCUAUCCGAUCAGUCACGGGAAGGAGAGGGGUUCCAGCAGUGUCAGGACAGAGCGUGAUUGAACGACGCUGAGAACGUUAAGCAACUGGAACUGACACUGGAUUAACGUGUGGAAGUGAUCUGCCUGAAGCUGCUCAAUGCUUGGAUUUCUGACUGGGGAAGAGAAGCUGUGACCUCCGUGUUAGAGCGGGUGAGAAGUAUCGCGGGCGACGCCCAGAGGCGGGUGGGUGGAACACAGGUUGGAGCUGUGCUGAUGUGCCAGCUGUUGGCAACACUGAAUUGAGGUAAUCAGAUCCCCUGAGAGUUUUACUGUACAUACUAUGCAUAAAAGGUAUUUUUGGGAAUUUAGAAUGCCCCUUCAAGAUGUGAUGCCAGCACACUGUCUCUGUGAAGGAAAAUGCAUGGUCACAGUCAACUGUUGACGAUAGAGCUGGGUGUGACUUCUACAUCAGUUACAGCAUGUGAAAUCAAAUAUACCGAGUGUGAAGCAUUUGUCAGAAUGUUUUGUUCAAAGUGUCCGCCGCUGCUGGACCAUGUGUUCUCCUGCACAGACUCGGUCUGUGAAUUUGUUCCUUCCUAUAAACGUUCUGUUAUUAAUGAUGUGAGGAAUUCUCUCCUUCUGGGAGCUAUGAGGAGCCAAAGCGUCAAAGCAUGGAAUCUAAUUCUCUGUCCAGUGUUUAUAACUUGUUUAAACAUUUUUACAUUAGCAACUGAGAUUGCACUCAAAUGUUGAUAUUAAACUCAUUUUGUUACAAAUACCA
Hypanus sabinus (Atlantic stingray) is the source of this 5192-nucleotide messenger RNA. RefSeq names its product glutathione hydrolase 5 proenzyme-like. Gene Ontology annotation, molecular function: leukotriene-C(4) hydrolase activity; glutathione gamma-glutamate hydrolase. The record is from RefSeq and is a predicted model, not a curated record. The transcript has 12 exons. Gene Ontology annotation, cellular component: plasma membrane. Lineage: Eukaryota; Metazoa; Chordata; Chondrichthyes; Myliobatiformes; Dasyatidae. Bases 123 to 1808 code for a protein of 561 amino acids. Gene Ontology annotation, biological process: glutathione catabolic process; leukotriene D4 biosynthetic process; inflammatory response.